Messenger RNA from Neodiprion virginianus, 1485 nucleotides. It is a transcript of the gene Gsc, whose product is annotated as homeobox protein goosecoid-like. Lineage: Eukaryota; Metazoa; Arthropoda; Insecta; Hymenoptera; Diprionidae. Gene Ontology annotation, molecular function: RNA polymerase II transcription regulatory region sequence-specific DNA binding; DNA-binding transcription factor activity, RNA polymerase II-specific. The transcript has 3 exons. Bases 293 to 1279 code for a protein of 328 amino acids. Gene Ontology annotation, biological process: regulation of transcription by RNA polymerase II. The record is from RefSeq and is a predicted model, not a curated record.
GGUGAAAGUGAUCCAACACUCGGCCGACGCGACGGAUGCUGAAAUCUGUGCGGAACACCGAUGUGAAAUAGAUGUAGAGAGUGGGAAAGCUCGAGAAUAAUUCGAUACAAACGUCGAGGCGAUUGCUUUGAGUUGCAAAUAUCGUGGACAGGGAGAUCCGUCCGUCAAAGCGAAUGUUGCCUCCGACUUCCGGUGAAGUGGAUCCCCUGAAGGACCUCGGAAAUACAAUUGACAAAGCUUCACGGUCUGCCAAUUCGUGCGGAGUGACAUCGGAGGUAAUAAUAUUUGGAACAUGGUAGAAAGCAUCUUCGCCGGCGAUUCCCCAAAAUCAAGAUCCUCGAUGACCGAACCUUCCAGCCCUGUUCAGGACGGACCAGGACUUUCUGGGUACAGUCACGCCUACUUGUACGGCUACGGGGCCGACACCUUGCAGCAAAAGAUCAAGUCCGAAUCCCAGAUAAUCCAGUCGUCAAGAGAUCAUGCGGAUCUCGAUCGCGAACGCGUAUUUUCCAGGAAUAUCCACAGUCCCGCGAGCCCUGACCAAUUGAAUUACCGUCCGUCCGUCUCCAGGCCCAGCUCUUCGGCUACCAUGUCUUCGCCCACGUCCAUAUUCACCAUUGACAGUAUCCUCGCCCCUCGCACAGGUGGCAACGUCACCCCGACGAGCUCCGGGAGUUUGUCAACCCUGCCGAAUGCCGAACCAAUUAACUCGCCGCCGAGGACAGCCACCAUGCAUCCCCUUCAGCAGCAGCUCCAUCACUUGGCGUUCACGUCUGCAGAUUUUCUAGCUGCCGCCUAUCCGGGAUUGUAUCCUGGAGGUUACGUCGCUGCGAUGGCAGCGGCCGGUGUUUCGCUCCACGGGCAACCGGCUUUUUAUCACGCGACGCAUCCUUAUCACAUGAAUCCAGGAGUUCCGGGGGCUGGACCGAUGACCAAGAGGAAACGGCGCCAUCGUACAAUAUUCACCGAAGAACAAUUGGAGCAGCUGGAAGCGACUUUCGACAAAACUCAUUACCCCGAUGUCUUGCUCAGAGAGCAGCUGGCCCUUCAGGUUGAUCUGAAGGAAGAGCGCAUCGAAGUGUGGUUCAAAAACAGACGGGCCAAGUGGCGUAAGCAAAAAAGAGAGGAACAGGAAAGGCUUCGUAAGCUGCAGCUCGAACAACGGCAACGUACCGACGACGCUGUCGUCAUGUCGCCAAUAAGAGUCGCGAAUCAUCUCACCCUUAGGAAAGAUCCCCAUGACCAGGAUACCGAUAGCUCUGAUCUCGAAGUGGCGUAGUCUUCGAAAACAACCUCGCAAACAGACUCAUGUCUUGUCGCGUACACCAGCGUGCAUGCUUUCACGAUUUAGAAAUUUGAAAUUAAGAUUUCGCGGGAUGCGGUAUUCGGUCGUAUCUCAUUCUCAGCCGAGUGUAAAUAAGAUGUAUAUAUGCCUGUAAAUACUGAUAAACUAUGAAUGUAGAGAAAUUAAUAAAUUAUUGUUCG